Messenger RNA from Oncorhynchus tshawytscha (Chinook salmon), 3303 nucleotides. RefSeq names its product E3 ubiquitin-protein ligase TRIM47. The record is from RefSeq and is a predicted model, not a curated record. The transcript is spliced from 8 exons. Lineage: Eukaryota; Metazoa; Chordata; Actinopteri; Salmoniformes; Salmonidae. Bases 382 to 2145 code for a protein of 587 amino acids. Gene Ontology annotation, molecular function: protein binding.
CGCUUUCUGAUGUAGUCUACUCUCGUAAUUAGCUCCCGUAUGGAAUGGAUGACAUAUCGGAAGCCUAGGCUAUUCCUGUAAGACCUGAGCCGCAACCGCUCCCCGUCACAUACACAAACAACCAACCGGGGUAAGACCUGAGCCGCAACCAAUCCCCGUCACAUACACACACAACCAACCGGGGUAAGACCUGAGCCGCAACCGCUCCCCGUCACAUAACAAACAACCAACCGGGGUAAGACCUGAGCCGCAACCGCUCCCCGUCACAUACACAAACAACCAACCGGGAAUCAGGGAGUGCCUUUUUUGGUUUAUUUUAUUUUACGGAGAAAUAGUCUACAGAGGCUCGAGAGGGAGAACAUACGAAAACUCCCAACUGAUAUGGCUGAGGCGAAUAUCUCGGUAACAGAGAGCCAGUUUAGGUGCCCUAUUUGCCUGGAUAUCUUGAAGGAUCCGGUGUCCAUUCCGUGCGGACACACCUACUGCAUGGCAUGCAUGACCUGUUAUUGGGACCAAACCGACCUUGGUCACUACAGUUGUCCGCAAUGUCGGGAAGAGUUCAUACCUCGACCGAUGCUACGGCGGAACACGGUGCUACAAGAAGUAGUGGACAAACUCAAACUGAACGAACUGGCUACGGCGCCGGAGUUGUAUCUAGGCGGUGUAGGGGACGUUCCGUGCGACUUCUGCCCGGUUCAGAACAAACUGAAAGCGCUCAAGUCGUGUCUGGUGUGCUUGGCGUCUUUCUGCGAGCUCCACAUCUUGCCGCACCGCGACGUGGGGACGUUGCGACGGCAUAAACUUGUUGCCGCGGUGGAGAGCUUGGCGGAAAGGCUGUGCCCGCAGCACCGUUUGGGCCUGGAGCAUGGAGGCGGCGAAGGGGGCGAUGCGGUGGAGUGGAGUGGCGACUGUAUGCUGUGCGAGUCUGACCAAGAGGAACUGCACAGCAUCGACGAGCAAAGGGCGCGGAAACAGGUUCAGUUGCAGGAUUCUCAGAGGUCAGUACAGGGAAGCAUCAGGAGUAGAGAGAGGGAGCUGGAAGAGUUUCAACAGAGCAUAGAGGCCGUCAAGGCAUCAGCUGCAUUAGUCCUGGAGGACAGCAAUACCCUGUUUGUGGACCUGGCCCUCCGUCUGGAGAGGACCAGGGGGGAGGUGAGGGCCAGGCUGGAAGCCCGGGAGAGAACUGUCCUGGGCAGGGCAGAGAGAGAGCUGGAGACCCUGGAGAAUGAACUGGAGGAGCUGCGGAGGAGAGACAAGGAAAUGGGCCAGCUACUAAUGAGGGAUAAUGCUCAGUUCUUACAGGAGGCUCCCCUGCUGUGUGUCCUCCCACCCACUGGGCGGCGCCCCCGAGCCCCUCUCAUCCUCCCCGCAGAAGGCUUCAGUGCAGCCCGCAGAGCUCUGUCCCACCUCAGGGCCCGCAUGGAGGAACUCUGUAGAGAGGAAGUGGACAAGAUCAGCCACGCAGUGAACGAGAGCUCCUCUGCCUGUCACAUGUCUGGUGGAGAGUGUUUGAAAGUAGCAGUGCCUGCAUCAUUUCCUCUCUCCCCCUCUCUCCAGCCUUCGGACCAGAGGAUGAGAGUAUCCUUCCUCAGGUGCUCCUGUCGUCUGUCCCUGGAUCCAGACACGGCCCACCCCACCCUGUUCCUCUUGGAGGGUCCCCAGGGGGCUCACUGUGGAGAGGAGCCCCAGUCCUACCCCCUCCACCCCUUGCGCUUCGACUCCGUGGCCCAGGUCCUCUGUAGGGAGGGCCAGUUUGGAGGGGCCAGCUACUGGGAGGUGGAGUGGAGGGGAGGAGGGUGGGUGGACAUUGGGGUGACGUACAAAGGGAUCGGACGAAAAGGAGGUGGAAAACCAUGUCUGCUGGGACGCAACGAGAACUCAUGGCGUCUGAGAUGCACGCACGCCGGUUACGCCGCGUGGCACGAUAACCGGAAGACGACCGUAGCUGCGCCCCUGUGCCCGCGGAUCGGCGUGUUUCUGGAACACCAGAAGGGAGCGUUGUCGUUCUAUAGUGUGGCGUCGGACGCCGUUUCCCUGCUCCACACGUUCAGGUGUCCGUUCUCUCAGCCACUGUACCCAGCGUUUCGGUUAGACCUGGACUCCACACUGUUGAUAUGUCCACAUGAAACACACAACGGGAACUAACCUCUAACCUCUUCCCAUCUGUUUCUGGAUCUCUUAUUUUGACCCAAUGGGAACCCAUCCUAGACCCCAACCCUAACUCUGCUGCCCUCUCUCUUUCUGAACACCUUCUGUUGACCCAAUGGGAACCCAUCCUAGACCCCAAACCUAACUCUGCUGCCCUUUCUUGUUAUGGCCAAAACCCUGCUUUAGCGUUGCCAGGUACCUCUACUCCUCCACUGUGUUUUUUAAAUGAACCUCCUAAAAUCUCCAACCAACAACUGAUUGUUUACUCAUUGCUGUUGCUCGACAUUUCAGUCAUUUAGCACACACUCUUAUCCAGGGCAACGUACAGGAGCAGUUAAGGUUAAAUGACUUACUCAAGGGCACAGCGACAGAUUUUUUCACUUAGUCAACCGGGCAACCUUUCAGUUACUAGCCCAACACUCUUAACCGCUAGGCUACGUGCCUCCCUGAAAUAUCAACUCAAGGUGUCAACUCAGCACAGGGCCACGGUAAGGGAUUAAUAAUUUAAUCAAUCAUUUUUGAAGUAUCGAUGCCAAAAAAAACUAAUCUGCGCUCAACUCCGUGGAGGCGUUGUGUUACUUGGAUAGCCUUACCUCGGCCUAUCACAAGUCACCAAACUAGUGAUGCUGAAAAGACAAUGUUGUUGUGUAAGGAGAGUCUGAACUGAGCAGCAUAUUGUAUGCAUGGCCUCUCCAUUCAAAUAUCAUUCACAAUGUGGCCCUAUUGUAAACAGAGACUUCACUUCAGCAGCCAUGAAGCCAUCUUGAUCAAUCAUCCUAUUCUAUUGAUCACUGUGACUGUUACUUAACAAUAACAUCAUGUGAAACAUUUCAAUGUAGCCGAAUGUGGAAUGUAGCUCUUUCAAAAUACUAUUAGUUGGAAAGGCUUUGAAUGCCAUUAUAUCACCAUGAAGGGACAUUGAAGAAAAUAUGUAUUUGCUAUAAAGUGCAUUAUUUCAUGAGUUAUAGUCAGACUAAUAGUGGGAUAGGCUAUGCUGGGUAGCCUAUGGUUUCUAUGGCCCCAUCUCUCUACCUCCCCAUUCCUUCAAUAAUUUAUUUCUCUGUGACUAUUACAAUGAAUGUGUAGCUUUGUAUUCAUGUGGGCUGUGUAACUGUUACUGUCUUCAAUAAACCAAUUAUACAUUUUCAAUCUCAA